This is a messenger RNA of Laetiporus sulphureus 93-53, 1077 nucleotides long. RefSeq lists its product as uncharacterized. Gene Ontology annotation, cellular component: Golgi apparatus. Lineage: Eukaryota; Fungi; Basidiomycota; Agaricomycetes; Polyporales; Laetiporaceae. The record is from RefSeq and is a predicted model, not a curated record. The transcript is spliced from 14 exons. Bases 1 to 1077 code for a protein of 358 amino acids.
AUGGCUCCCGAGCCACUCUUGAGUACGAGAUCCCAACGGGCCUUCAUUGGCACCACCACUCUUCUGACUGUACGUAUAGAGGCGGUUGUGGUGCUCGUGAUGGUCUCGAUCACCUUCAGAUUGGUGGAAGAACAUGUGGAGUUUGAGAGUCAAAAUGGCAGAUACAAAACGCUGCCAUGUUAUUUGGCUCUGUUCAUUCUGGCGGAGCUCUUCGAGCUCUUCAUGGCACUUGACGCAUUGAGGUUGCGAAAUGUCAUUCAAUUGAUUGGCAUUCUAUCCUUUCACGCAGCAAUGAUUGUCAUGGCUUCCCUCCAAAUACACGAGACCCACACUGCAUUGGUAUACUCCGGGCCUGGCGCAGACCCAUUUGUGAAUGGCGGUGGGGUGGGCACAUUGUGGCGAAAAAUCGAGCCAUUUCUGAUUGUCCCGCCCAUCAUAAUCGGUGUCUCGUGGAUUGCGUUGAUCUACUACUUCAGAGAAUUAUACCACGAAUUCGGCUGGGCAAUCUUCCACAUUGUCGGCGCCAAUCCUGCUAUGAGGACAAUGUAUGAAUACUACCAGAUCAUGAUUUGCCUUCUCAAAUUCGAUUUUUUCAUCUUCGUUGGAGUCACCAUGCAACUACUCAUCGUGGUCUUGCAAGAGAACACGGCUGAAUUCGGGCUCACGAUCGCUGCUAUUCCCGUGGUUUUGAUAUUGUUGGCGAUCGCGGGUGUCGCCGUACAGCGCGAGAUCAAAUCGUUAAUGUCCAUCUCCUUAGUGCUGAUGCUGGCCGCUCAGGUUUACUUCUAUAAGCUUGUGCGCUUCUAUGAGCCCGAUUCAGAAGACGAAUAUAUCUCAACACGAGCCACGCUCACCGUCUUCACCGUUGUGGCGUCGUUACUGAUCUUUGCGACAUUCGCUGUGGGCGUGCGGUGCUUCGCGGACUUUGACAAGGGCCUGCACGAUUCAAAGAACCGUGGUCAGUACUACAAGCCUGUUGCCGUCCAAUUGAGAGAGAACUUAUUCGGAGAAUUAACUGAUCGCAAGUCCUCCUACACCGGUGGUGCACCUGUGGAACCCCGAAUAACAAUAGAGUAA